Messenger RNA from Striga hermonthica, 930 nucleotides. The record is from the annotation of a GenBank genome assembly. Lineage: Eukaryota; Viridiplantae; Streptophyta; Magnoliopsida; Lamiales; Orobanchaceae.
AUGGCGGGGAGUGGGCAGGGUAUAGAGCCUGCCUUGUUGGAUGACAUCAUCAAUCGCCUGUUGGAGUCCCGAAACGCGAGGACUGUGCGGCAGGUGCAGCUGUCGGAGAACGAGAUCCGUGCUCUGUGCACGACGUCUCGUGAAAUUUUCUUGUCCCAACCUAAUCUCCUCGAGCUGGAAGCCCCCAUCAAGAUCUGCGGUGACAUUCAUGGACAGUAUGGAGAUCUUUUAAGGCUUUUUGAAUAUGGGGGAUUUCCUCCAGAGGCCAAUUACUUAUUCUUAGGAGAUUAUGUGGACCGUGGCAAACAAAGUUUAGAAACAAUCUGCCUUCUUCUUGCCUACAAGAUAAAAUACCCGGAGAAUUUCUUUCUCUUGAGAGGAAAUCACGAAUGUGCUUCUAUUAAUAGGAUAUAUGGGUUCUAUGAUGAAUGCAAAAGGCGUUAUAAUGUGAGAUUGUGGAAAACAUUUACGGAUUGUUUUAACUGCCUUCCCGUGGCAGCUCUUAUAGAUGAGAAGAUACUCUGCAUGCAUGGUGGUCUAUCUCCUGAUCUAACACACUUGGAUCAGAUAAGAAAUUUACCUCGUCCGACUGAUAUUCCUGAUACUGGUCUGCUUUGUGAUCUUCUUUGGUCUGAUCCGAGUAGAGAAAUUAAAGGUUGGGGGAUGAAUGACAGAGGAGUCUCGUAUACGUUUGGCCCAGAUAAAGUGGCUGAAUUUCUUAUGCAGCAUGAUAUGGACCUUGUUUGUCGUGCUCACCAGGUUGUGGAAGAUGGGUACGAGUUCUUUGCCGAACGGCAGCUAGUUACUAUAUUUUCUGCUCCCAACUAUUGCGGUGAAUUUGACAAUGCCGGUGCUAUGAUGAGUGUCGACGAGAGUUUGAUGUGCUCGUUCCAGAUUCUGAAACCAACCGAGAGAAAGCGUUUCUUGUGA